GAUUUCUCUCUGUCGUCAUCGAUCUCCUUCCUUGCGGACUCAGAUCUCGUCGGGGGACUCUCGUUUAGGGUUUGCAGUAGAAAUCAAGGGUUUUUAUCUACUCCUUUCUGCUUUAGUGUGUUGUACGAAAAAAUUGUUGCUUUUGAUUUGCAAUCGCUGUUAGGAUUUUGGUUUUGUCCGAAAUUUCAUCCAUGGGGAGACAUGAUAGUUCUUCAGAGGAGGACGAGAGAGUGAGAGCAAGAGAUAGGAGGCGAAAAGAGAGAAGCCCAGAUGAUGAUAACGAAGGUAGGCGAUCUAAGAUGGAGAGAGAGGAGAGCCGUCGGGGUAGGGUCUCAGGGGAAGAAGAAGAAGAUAAGAGUUCACGUGGAGACAGGCGAGGAAGAGGGCGUGAGUUUGGUGAUGAAGACGACGGAAGCAGAAAGAUGAAGAGAGAUGGGAGAGAAAGGGAUGAUGGUGAGAGGAGGGAUAGAGAGAGAAGCCCGAGAGAUGUGAGAGACAGACGUGACAGAGGAAGAAGCCGUAGGGACAAUGUUAGGGCGGAUACGUCUUCUGAUGAUGAGGAAGAGAGAUGGCCGAGAAGGGAGAGAAGAGAACGUCCUCCUAGUUCUGACGAAGAUGACGAUGGAGAGAGAAGGAGAAUAAAUAAAGAUGGUGGUAAUGAGGUUAUGGAAAGAGAGAGCAGGCGUAAGGAUCAGGUUAGAGCAGAUACUCCGUCUUCUGCUGAGGAAGAAGAGAGGAAAAUGUCUAAGGAUGCAGAAGAGAGGGAACGGAUUCGUAAAGUCCAUCGGGGUUCAGACGAUGAAGAGGGUGAGCUUAAGGGAGAUAGAAAAAUGGAAACAGAAGAGAUUGAGGAUGGUGAUGAGAGGAGAGAAAGAAAUAGAAGCCCCCGAAAUAGGGAGAAACAUGAUAGAGAGAAGAGUCGUAGGGGUAGGGUGAGAGCAGACACGCCUUCUGAUGAAGAAGAUGAUAGGCGGAAACGUGGGAGAGAGAGACGAGAACGACAGGGAAAACGUAGAGAUGAUGAAGAUGAGGAAGGUGAGAUUAGGAGAGACAGAAAAGAGAGGGAAUAUAUGAGACGUGUUGCUGAUGAAGUUAAGAGAGAUAGAAGGGAGAAAGACAUGGCUGAUGGGGAUCGUCGUUCAGGACGAGAUUCAGAGCGAGACAGUGAUAAGAGACUUAGAGAUGAAAAGGAGAGGAGACACAAAGAUAGGUAUGAUGAUCAAAAGGUCAAUGAAAGAAAGGAAAGAAAGGAAGACGGCAGGAGUUCUAGGAAAAGAGAAGGGAGAGAUGGUGCACGAGAAGAAGAUUCAAAGCCCAAGGGUCAGGGGCAAGAAGCCAAUGCAAUUGAUAACACCGUGGCUUUGGGAAGGAGUGGUGGAGUUUACAUUCCUCCUUUCAAACUUGCCCGGAUGAUGAAGGAGGUCCAAGAUAAGAGCAGUGUUGAAUACCAGCGUCUAACAUGGGAUGCUCUUCGUAAAAGUAUUAAUGGGCUUGUGAAUAAGGUGAAUGCCAGCAACAUCAAGAAUAUAAUCCCGGAGCUUUUUGCAGAAAAUCUCAUCAGGGGAAGGGGCCUUUUCUGUCGUUCUUGCAUGAAGUCUCAAAUGGCAUCACCUGGUUUCACUGAUGUUUUUGCAGCACUAGUUGCAGUUGUCAAUACAAAAUUCCCUGAAGUAGGUGAUCUUCUGCUAAGAAGGAUUGUCUUACAGCUUAAAAGAGCUUACAAACGUAACGACAAGCCUCAAUUACUUGCUGCUGUCAAAUUCAUAGCACAUUUAGUAAACCAGCAAGUAGCUCACGAGAUCAUUGCUUUGGAGUUACUCACGGUGCUUCUAGAGAACCCGACUGAUGACAGUGUUGAGGUAGCUGUUGGAUUCGUGACAGAGUCUGGUGCAAUGCUUCAGGACCUUUCACCAAAAGGAUUGCAUGGGAUCUUUGAGCGGUUUCGUGGUAUUCUUCACGAGGGAGAGAUAGAUAAGAGAGUUCAGUUUCUGAUUGAAGGAUUAUUUGCUAUCAGGAAAGCAAAAUUCCAGGGUCACCCAGCUGUUCGCCCUGAAUUGGAUCUUGUGGAGCCAGAAGAUCAAUUGACACACGAGAUCUCUCUCCAAGACGAGAUAAAUCCAGAGAUUGCUCUUGAUAUUUUCAAACCUGAUCCUGACUUCAUCGAGAGUGAAAAGAAGUAUGAGGACCUGAAGAAGAGUAUACUUGGUGAUGAAUCUGAGGAUGAAGACGGAUCCGAUGAUGAUGGUUCUGGGGAUGAAGAAGACGAGGAAGAGGAAUCUGAUGAAGAAGACGAAGAAGCUAUGAAAAUAAAAGAUGAGACAGAGACUAAUCUUGUGAAUUUGAGGAGAACAAUAUAUCUGACAAUAAUGUCCAGUGUUGACUUUGAGGAAGCAGGGCACAAGUUGCUCAAGAUAAAACUAGAACCCGGUCAAGAGAUGGAGCUAUGCAUUAUGCUUCUGGAAUGUUGCAGUCAGGAGAGAACGUAUCUGCGGUACUAUGGACUUUUAGGGCAACGUUUCUGCAUGAUCAACAAAAUUCAUCAAGAGAAUUUUGAGAAGUGUUUUGUUCAACAGUACUCCAUGAUCCAUCGGCUCGAGACAAAUAAGCUGAGGAAUGUGGCUAAGUUUUUUGCUCAUCUUCUGGGCACAGAUGCUCUCCCUUGGCAUGUCCUCGCUUACAUUCGGUUAACUGAGGAAGACACCACUUCUUCCUCCCGUAUUUUCAUCAAAAUACUUUUCCAGGAACUGUCAGAGCACUUGGGGAUAAGGCUGCUGAACGAGAGACUUCAAGAUCCGACAAUGCAAGAUUCUUUUGAAUCUAUCUUCCCCAAGGACAAUCCGAAGAACACAAGAUUCUCAAUCAACUUCUUUACUUCCAUUGGUCUUGGAGGCAUCACAGAGAAUCUUAGAGAAUACCUCAAGAAUAUGCCCCGCCUUAUCAUGCAACAACAGAAACAAGAGGCUUCCGAAUCUGAAUCAGAUUCCGAGUCAGAAUCUGGAUCUUCAUCUGGCAGCUCUGGUUCUGAAUCAGAUACGGAAUCUUCCAGUUCUGAGAGCGAGAGAGAUGACAGGAAGAGGAAACGACGAAGAAGAGGCUGAGGGAGGCAUCUUUCUAAUUUUCACUGAAACUCUUGUUUCAAGCCAGUUGCUGUAAUCCUACAAGUUUGCAGAACUAUUGCUCUUUGGACUUCCUCUCAGUUUUGAAAAACUUCUGUAUGAAUUGUUAGAGCUGGAAAAUUUGUUCAGUCUCUGGAGAUCAGCUUUCUUGUCUGGUGGAUGAUGAUGAUGAUGGUUCUAAGUCAAGACCAUGUUCCUUUC
Tarenaya hassleriana is the source of this 3317-nucleotide messenger RNA. Its product is annotated as pre-mRNA-splicing factor CWC22 homolog. Gene Ontology annotation, cellular component: catalytic step 2 spliceosome. NCBI's taxonomy places the organism in Eukaryota, Viridiplantae, Streptophyta, Magnoliopsida, Brassicales, Cleomaceae. Gene Ontology annotation, molecular function: protein binding; RNA binding. The coding region runs from base 192 to 3098 and encodes 968 amino acids. The transcript has 7 exons. The record is from RefSeq and is a predicted model, not a curated record. Gene Ontology annotation, biological process: mRNA splicing, via spliceosome.